GAGAGGUGACGGAGGCGUAGGGAUCCGACCGGCGGAGAUUUGAAAGCCGCCGGAGGCUGCGACGCGCUCGCAGUGCAGGACGCUUGCUUUCGAGUCGCGGGUGACAGCGGACCGACUCCGGGCGACACACCGCGGGUGACUCGGAGAUGGGACGCGCACGUUUGUCGUUGGCAGCGCCGCACAUCGCCACGGAGCCAGCUUCACGUUACCUCGCUGUCGAUGACCUGCAGCCCGCUGCUCGGACCGUCUGAGUUGAACGGCUAAAGGGAGCUGACCUGCCCUGACUGACAGCCCUGAUAUUUCCAUCUGGACCUGGUGGUAUGAGAGGCUCCGGGAGACGGUGAUGGAGCUCCGGGAGUUGGGCUGGCUGUGUCUGGUGGCUCUCUUCCUGGCCUCCUUGCUCAUCGUGCUGGGAUGGCUGCUUCAGUACUCGCUGACCCUGCUGCGGCUGCGGAGAGCCAGGAGGACGGCCGAGCGGGACGAGGGAGACCCAGCCUGGCUGCAGCUCUCCCUGAUGCAGCCCCACCAGAGCUGGGCAGGGAGCGUGUGGAGAUUCCUGCUGAAGCUCCGCCCGGGCUGGGAUGGAGGAUCUGAGGCUGGGGUCAAAGGCUUGCUGACCUCCCUGUUCUCCUUCAAGUCCUUCAGGGAGCACUGGCAGAGAGCCUGGGUCAAAGCUCUGAACGAGCAAGCCUGCAGGCAUGGGAGCUCCAUCCAGAUCACUUUUGACAGCAGUCUCCAGCUGGACGCCGCCUCUGCCAUAGAUAGCGUGACCUGCGCUGACCAAUCGGCACACCGAAUGGUUCUGCACUGUAAAUGUUGGGUGGACACGGUGACUUUUCCUGUGACAGUCACCCAGCAGUCACCCGCUGCCGUUUCCAUGGACACCUAUCAGAUCACUAUAGCACCUACGGUGACAAAGGUGGUGGUGUGUCUGGAGGAGGUGGAGGACGAGGGGCUGCUGAUGUCCUGGACUCUUUCCAAGCAGCCAUCAUUCGCUCUGACCGUGUCUCCCUGCAAGAGACAGGGCACUGAGGGCGAGGCAGACCUGGACAUGAUCAAAGGACUGAUAGAGGAUACUCUGUUCAGCACUCAGCCAGCCAUGGUCCUCAACCUCAAGACUUGUGUGUCCAGUCCUUUGGCCUCCAUGGACCAUCUAUCGGUGGGACUGAACCCCAUCCCCCAGAGCAUCUUGGUGAGACGACUACUGCUCCGGCAGCUCAGGGCGACCUUAAGUAAAGGUCAGUGGUCUAGAUCAGGGGAGCUGUGCUGUGUCCUGAGCCUGGACCAACCCUCCACAGAGAGGACAACCCGCUUCCUGUCUGUGCCCAGCAACGCCAACGCCCCACUGGAAUGGAGUGAAGAAAUUACUCUGGAGCUGGGCCUGGAAACCAAAGAGCUGAGAGUAAGACUCCUGGAGCGGAACGGGAAAAGGGAACAAUUCCUGCCCGGCCACGCCUCCAUCAUCCUGGACCCCCGGUGCAAAGUUCCUACUGGACAACACGUACUGUCAAUAAGCCCCGGCCACGGCUUGGCACCAAAUGCUACCAUUACAGCAGAGCUGCUGUAUUUGGAAACAGAGGAGCCUCGCAGCGCCCACAAUGCUUUGCCACUUCGCUCCUCACUCACACCCACCAAGAAAGUUGAUGUGGACCGAACCAUCAUGCCGGAUGGAACCAUCGUCACCACUGUCACAACCGUCCAGUCUCGACUCAAACUGGAACGCAGUCCAGGUGAAUCUCCUUUGCGUUCGCCGUCCAAAGUGGAGGUGACUGAGAAGAAACCCACCGUCCUGUCAGAUGGCAGAGGCAGUCCCAACUCCAGCAAGAGCAGCCGCCUCUCCAACGGCCUGGAUCCUGUUGCAGAGACGGCCAUUCGGCAGCUGACGGAGUCCGCCUCCAAAGUAGCUCGGAAGACACCGACAAAGAGGAGCACGCUGAUCAUCUCGGGCGUGUCGAAGGUCCCGCUCUCAGAGGAUGACUGUGUGUUAUCGAGCGGCUACGCUGCAGCCAUGGACGCAGCCAUGCAUGGCAACCAUUACGGCUCAGGGCAUCAACAGGACCCGGAUGAAACCACACCCUCCGAUGUGUCGGAGCGUCCAUCUGUGGACGAUGUGGAAUCAGAUACUGGUUCCACUGGUGCCUUGGAAACCCGCAGCCUCAAGGACCAUAAAGUGGGCUUUCUACAGAGUGGGUCGAAGCUGUUGUUCCGCAGAAGGCAUCGAGAGAAGGAGUCCUGCCUCAGCCAAUCCCACGAAGACAUCUCCAACAUGGGCAAUAACUUCGCCGCUGCCGCUGCUAGCAGCCGUAAGAAGUCUGGCAGCUUCUCCCGCCGUCUCAUCAAGCGCUUCUCUUUCCGCUCGUCAGGCAAAUCAAAAGGUAAAGCCGCCGCUACCAACGGAGGAGCGAGCUCACUGGAUAACUGAUCACCACUGUUAGGGUUGGACAUGGGCCAUCCUGACUUUGACAGGAUUGUUCUAACGUCUCAGUUAUUAUUUUCAGAAGAACAACUAAACCUUGCAAGAGUCCAGUCUUUGACAGGCUGAACACCCCAGGCGGGCUGUCACCUGUACAACUUCAUAGGAGGAUACCUCUGGGAGGGCUUUUUCCUCUGGAGAGAAAAAACAGCACCUUCAGGACAGAAGUCAUGUUUCAUCAUGUCACUGAUGUUAAAAUGUGAUUAUGAAGUCUGUUUCUCAUCUUAUUAUGAAGGAGAAAUGUGCUGCUGGGUGAGAAGAAGGUAAUAGUUAAAAUGAAAUGUCUUGUGCCCUGUUUGAACACACACUAUAAGUGGAGUGUUUGAUUGUGACUGAUGGUGGAAAUGCUCUGAAACUAUUUAUUAUUGAUAGAAAUUGCCAGUAUGAUGCUAUUGGUUGCACUUUGGACUUGAAAGUUUUUUAAAUAUUCUGGGUUGUAUAAAGGUAAUUUAUAAUUAUGUGGUUCUCAUGAAACAAGUGCUAUUUACCCCCCCCCCCCCAAAAAAAAAAAAAAAAGCAUUCAUCAUAGUUUCAUCACCUUGUAAAAUAGAGACAUGCUGUGUGUUCUCCCAUGCAAAUGUAAUUUUAAGCACAUAGUUUAAGUAAGUUAAUACAAAUCAGUCUUAAACUAGCUGUAAAGUCCAUUCAUAAUUGCUUAUACAUUGGUUUUAGAAUGUUGUUCAAUGUCGUAUCUUGUAUAAGACGCAGUAAAUAUAACAUAUUUAUUGUACUUUUGUUUUAUAAAGGUACUUUCUGUGGAAUAUCAUGAUGUAUUUCAGUUUGCUUUUGGAACCUCAACCAGCCAGGAUCUCAAGCAGGCUUUUCAAGCUGGACAAUGAGCUUAAACUUUUUUUAAUUCUGACAUUUUUCUGUCAAUUAAAAAAACAAAACAAAAAAAACCCAAAAUCCCAAAACCUCUCAGUUUCUGCUCUCCUCUUGCCUCUGUUGACAAAAACACAUUUUCGAGACCUCAUUUGAUGCUUAUAUGGACUUGUCAUGAUUGCAAUAACUUUCAUUACUGUGCAACAAGACUGCAUAUAUUGUGCGAAAUGCCUCACUUGGGUUGCAGGCGAAAUCAUUUGCUGGAAAUGCUGUGAUCAGCUCAUAAUCAUAAGCUAAACAUAGCAAAACCUAUAUAUGAGUCUCACAUGAAUAUCAACAGUUCUGUAGUUUAGAUUGGAAAAUAAAUGGAACUUGGAGGUCUCAAGAAGUGUUCAGAGAUGCUCUGAUGAGGCAUUGCGAGCAACAGGAUCGUCUAAGUUAUGACGAGGUGAUGGGUAAAGAGGAUACACUCAGGGCUGGAAGUGAAUAUGAGUGAAACCUGCUGCGUCCUUCAAAGGCAAACAGCACCAGUAUGUAAAAAUGUACAUACAUUUCUGGACAUUUGUGUUUUGUCAGAGAAAAUGAAAUAUCUUUUAACUGAUUGCAUUAAUUACGGGACUUCAGAACAACCAAAUUAAAUGAUUUGGAUUGAAUUUUCAGGUUUGUUCGCAUCAAUAAAAGGAUAGCUAUUAAAAUGGACGACAGAAGUGGAGCCACCGCUAUCAAAAGAACUCUGAUGGACACAUACAUGUGCCUCACAAAACUAUAACCAAGUCAAAAUGCUGAAGAAAUGAACAAAGCUACUUCAUUGUCUAAAGGCACAUUAUAUAUAAUAUAUAUGGCUGGAAUGUGAAACAGAAAGCAGCUGCAAAAUUUAAGAUAUGUAUGAUUUCUGUUAUAUUUGAAAUGUUUAACUUAUUGCAAAUAAAUUAUUUUUGAAGCAUCA
Molecule: messenger RNA, 4241 nt
Organism: Chelmon rostratus (copperband butterflyfish)
Lineage: Eukaryota; Metazoa; Chordata; Actinopteri; Chaetodontiformes; Chaetodontidae
Gene: c2cd2l
Product: c2cd2 like
Exons: 15
Coding region: 344-2422 (692 amino acids)
Biological process (GO): positive regulation of insulin secretion involved in cellular response to glucose stimulus
Cellular component (GO): cytoplasmic side of apical plasma membrane
Molecular function (GO): phosphatidylinositol transfer activity; phosphatidylinositol binding
Source: RefSeq, a predicted model, not a curated record